AUGCAAUAACUAUUUUUUACCCAGCCAUUGAAUGUUGCUUCAAAAAAAACAAUAUUCAAUGAAGAAAGAUAGAUAAUAGAGAUUGAAGCUAAAGAAGAACAAGAUGAUAAAAAUGAUGAACAAACUUUGCUCUUAAGCUAAAAAAAAUAUCAAGUCAAAAAGCAAUUAAGACAACUACUUAAUAAUAAAUAAAACAUGUAUCAGAUUUCUCUUACCCAUUAGUUACUUGAAAGAAAACCUAGCCAGUCUUAAAAAGCGUAAAAUAUUAGAAGGUUUCUCAGGAGAAACUCCAGCUCCAGUUUAAUAAUGCUUUUCCUUUUUCAGCUAAGCUUUGUAAAAUGCUCGGAGUCUUAGGUAUUAUUAACUACUAUUGACAUAGAUCCUUAGAUAUCUCCGGAAUGGACAUUCACCCUCUAUUAGCAAUUGAAAUCGGGUAGGGUUUAUAACAUAAUGCCUCAUUAAGGGAGAUCAAUAUUUCAGGAUGCAAAAUGAAUAGUUUUUGCUUGCAAUACAUAUUUUCUUCCAUAACUAAUCAUAAAACACUUUAAUCCAUAAAUUUAUAUAACAAUCAAGGGUUUACUAUAGAUCUAAUGAAUGACAUUAGCUAGUUUGUUUUUAAAGGGAAAAAUCAUCUUAAAAAACUCAAACUAACUCAUUGCAACAUAUCAAAUACAGCCAUGAGUUAUUUGUUAAGAAAUUUAAAGUAACUAUUCAUAUUUUUCAUAGAUAUUCUGAAACUAUUAAUGCUUUAGAUAUCUCAAUGAUGUAGUUUAAUACAGAAGUUUUAACGAGUUUAGGGAUUGCAUUAUAACAUUAUAAGGGCGAUAAAGUUCUAGAAUAUUUAAAUGUCUCCGAUACUAAUAUAAAAAAUGAGGGAUUAGACACUUUGGCAUAGAGAGUAAGCUGGAAUAUGAGGAAAAUAAAUUUAAAAGAACUGGUUUUAAGAAGAAAUUUUAUCAAUUAAGUAGGUAUUGCAUCCUUAGAGGCUUUUUUAAGAAAGAUAUCACAGCUAUAGAAGUUAGAUCUCUCAAAUAAUAAAAUAGAAGAAUUUACUUGCUAAGACUUACUUCAAAGAAAAAUGUAUGAAAUUAAUCUAAGUAAUAAUGUCAUAAUGUGCUUUCCACCUUAGUUUUUUAUGAAUACUCUUGUAGUAAAUCUAUCUAAUAAUAAUAUAUCCAGCUAAGGAGCCUUUCAAUUGUCAAGCAUUCUUAGGUAGAAUCCGUUAUGGGUUGAACUGAAUUUAUCAAACAACUAAUUGAAAAGUGAAGGAUUUAAUUCAUUAAUCUUUGGUUUGAGGGAUAAUAGAAUGCUUAAAAAACUAAUAGUUGCCAAAAAUUAACUGGAUGGGGAAGCCAUCAUUUGCUACAUGAUAAAUCAUGAAUAAGUAUAUUUUGAACAUUUGGACAUUUCAUUUAAUUAAAUAAGACAUGCCAUUAUAUUUGUGCUCCUGAAAUUUAUAAAGAGUGGAUGUUUGAGAUGUUUACGAUGUUCCUAUUUAGAAAAAGAGGAGGAGAUUCGCAAGGUAGAUUAAAAUGUAGAUUAAAAUGCAAAAUUUAUUAAAUAAGAUGAGCAUUAAUAAAAAUCGAACAAUGCAGCAUUUUAAUUGACUUCAUUUAAUUUAAGGGAAUUAGAUUUCCAUGGAAAUAAGGAGAUUUUUACUCCUGUGGUUGCUUCUCUAUCAACUUAUUAUAAUAAAAUAGAGAAACUGGAUUUAUCUUCUUGUGCCCCUAUCACAGACUAAGACAUAGAAUUGCUGUGCUUGUUCUUAAGAAAGUCAACUAUAAUUCAUGAUCUUAAUUUGAGAGACCUAAAUUUAGGAACCAUGAAAAAGGAUUGUAUCAAAAAAUUAAGCGAGGCCUUAUUUAAUAGUAGUAUCAAAUACUUGAAUUUAAGUAAAAAUAGAAUGUAUAAAUAAAUUAAAAGACUCUUUAACUCAAACAAUUUAGGAUCAAAUUACAAAUUGGAAGUUCUAGAUUUAAGUUAUAAUUAUUUGGAAGCUAAACAUGCUCCUAAUAUAGAAAAAAUGUUAAUGUCUCUUAAAAAUUUAUAGGAGGUGAAUUUCUCUAGAAAUUGCAUAAAUUUCGAAGGGUUGGCUGCUAUAAAUAGAUCUUUAUUUGCCAAUCGAACUCUAAAGAGAUUGAAGUAUUUUUAUACAUUUAUUUAGUUUGUCUUAUCAGAAAUUGAGUGCAGAUGAUUUAUUAAUUCUAAGUUAAACACUAGGAAAUGAAAGCCUUUAGGAAUUAAACUUAGCCAAUAACCCAUACACGACAAAAUUAAAAACUUUCUUUUAUUAAUGUUCAACUCAGAAACAAGAAUUUUUACAUUUAUCAUAAGUUUAUUUUGAUAAUGCAAAUUAUCAUAGUCUAAUGACAAUAAUUGAAAAUCAAAAGAGGAAUCUGUUCGGUGUUAAUUUGGAUUCUUGUAUAUUUUAAAAUAAAGACUAUUGUAAAUUUUUUGAACAUCUUUCAAAAAGCAGAAAGCUUACUUACUUUGCAAUUAAUUACAAUCCCACAAUAUAUAAGGAUUUAGAGGGUACUGUGGGUUUAAUAUCGAAAUUGAAAAAUUUAAGGAUUUUAAAAUUAAAUUAGGUUUCUUUAGCUGACGGCUUUGUAAAUGCUCUUCAAGAUUGGUUUUCCAAAAUUGGAUGCUGCAAUGUAAAUUAUAUAGUCAUAAUUUAAGUUAAGCACUUUAGAUUUGAGUUAAAAUAAAUUAUAAUAAUAAUGGCUGAAUAGUUUAUGUUUAGGUAUAAGUACUAAUUCUUCGUUGAGAAAUUUUAUGCUAAAUGAUUGUAAUUUAGGAUUCUUGAAUCUUACACCUUUAGGUAUAGCAGUUUCAUAAAAUAAAACUUUGGAAGUUUUGGAAAUCGCAAAGAAUUAGAUUAAGAAUAAUCUGGAUAAUUUCUUAACAUCGGCUUUGGAGAACGCUUAAACUUGUAGAUUAGAGGAAUUAAAUUUAGCAGAAAACCCGUUAGAUAAGCAAUCAAUUUUAGAUUUGUUUAUUCCAAGAAUAUUAAAUAACAUGAAUGGCAAAAAUAUUAAAUUAAGAUACUUAAAUUUAGCCAACUGCCAUUUACAAAUCGAUUUAUUCAAAGAUAUUUUGCAAGGUCAAUAACUAUAUAAAGAUAAUUAUUCCUUUUAGCAUAUACUUAGUUUAAGUUUAAGCAAUAAUUAAUUAGGUGAUAACGUAGGAUAACAAUUAAAAUAGAUCAUUCAAAGCUCAACGAAAAUGAAGGAAUUAUAUUUACAGAAUAAUCUAUUUACAAGCAAUGGAAUGAUUUUAAUUUUUGAAGGAAUGUUUGCUAACCAAACCAUUAGAACUAUCAAUAUUAGCAGUAAUAAAUUGGAUGAUAUUUGGGUUCUCAAAUUAUAUGAAUAAAUCUAAAAUAAAGAAUUAAGUAACUUGGAGUUUAUUAUGCUCAGAGAUAACAAUUUCACAAGAAUAGGUUUAAAAAAAUUGGCUUAGAUAAUAUUUAAAAUAAGAAAUCUAUUCAUUGAUAAUAUAUGGUCAGAAUUGGAUGAUAGCGAUGCUGAUAUCAUUUUACAACAAUAUACUAGGAUAGGAUAAACUUAUAAAUUAGAAUAAUCUGCUAUUCCCUAAUUUUUAAAGGAAAUUUAAAUAUAAAGAUCCAAUUUGACUGAUAAGUUUUGUGAGGUUUUAGGAAAAUAUUAUCCAAUGUUAGGCUUUAUUGAAUUUAUUGAUAUUUCUGAUAACCCUUUCAUUACAAUGUAUGGCAAGGUUUAUUUAUUUUUUCAUUUAUUUGAUACAAGUUAUGAAAGACAUUAGUUAAAAGCAAUGUACAUAACAGAUUCUCAAGAAACAAGAAAAUUAUUUGAUGAUGGCUUGCUAAGAUAUCUAACUCUCAGAUUUCGAAAUUUUUUAUAUCCUCCUACUGAAAUCAAUGUUAUAAAGAAGCAAAACAGCAAAGCUGAGGUAUUUGGAGUUCCAAAUAAUUAACUUGACUCACAAAUGGGUGUCCAGUAGAUUAUAGGAGGAAUGUGCGGAUCUUGGUUAAUCCAUAAAAUCAAUAAGUUGAUGGCUUAUUUAGAUUAGAUAGAGCCUCCCUAGUUCAUAGUUAGUACACUCUUUAUUGGGAAAUUCCGAAGAAAUAAUAUUAAUAUCAAAAUAAUUGUAAUGUUUUUUUGGAUUACUUUCCUUGCUAUAAACUUGUUAUAAUUUUUAUAGAUUCUAAGUAGUCAAUAAAAACCAUUAGAUACUAUAUUGAUAGAUUAUAAUUAAGCAUGUCCUGAUGAUGUGAAACACCAGACAGAAGAGUGUAAGAAGUUUGGUUACUCAAACUUUAUUAGCGAUGUAUAUUAUUUCAUCAUUGUAUUUGCAUCAACUAUUGCGAUUGAAAUAUCAUAAAUUAUUGUUACUGUUACAUUAAGAAGGAAAAUUUAGCCUGCAUUUUAAAUAGUGCAUCCAUCAUUAUUAAAAUAUCUUCACUCUUAAUUUCCACAUCAAAAAGAACUAUUUUUGAUGUUAUUUUCAAUUCUCAGUAAAAUAGGAACCUUCCCUGAAAGAAUAUUUUUAUCAUAUUUAUUAGUGCUCACAGAUGAUGGUUUAGAUUAUGAGCCAGUUUAUUUUAAAUUGCAAGUUUAUAAAUUUAUUCUUGGGAUUAUAAUUCUAUUGAGAUAUGGGGAAACACUUUUAAUUUCGAUAAUUAACUUAAUCAAAUUCAUGAUGGCUACACCAAGAAAAGACUAGGCUUUCUACCUAUCCUUAUUAUAACGAAAUUUCCAUUACUAAAGCUACUAUGUGUUAAGUGAUAUAUUAGUUUCAUUAUGCCCAGUCUAAGGGUAUUAACUUACUAAAGCUAUCAAAAUUAAUUAUGAAAUAAUAGUCGAAACAUAUAGAAUUUUAACUAUAGAAUUGUUUUUAAUAAUUUUUAUUAGUUUCUUCUCAAGAGAGUUUAAUAAUAUCAAGUAAUAAAAAUUUGACAAUACUGAUCCAUAUUGGUUUUUAAGUGGAUGGAUAAUCCUGACUUUGAUUAAAGCUGUUGUAACAAUAAUUAGUUCAUUAUUCACUAUUUUGACUGUCAGACCAGCAGUUGUUAAGCAACAUGGUUUUAAUCAAGCCUUAGCCAUUAAGAAAUUUUAUGAAAACAAAAGUGAAUUUGUUAGACCUUCUAACAUUAAGAUUGAGUAUCAUUUACAAUGUUUUGUGGAAAGAGAAAAGGAGAAGCAAGCAGAAAAAAUAGGAACACAAUAUGUUCUCGAUAACAGUGCUAGUUUAUAAAAUAAUUCUUAGAACUUAGAGAAUGAAAUCAAAUUUGAAAUGCAAAAAAGCAAAAUGGAUGAAAUUUAAGAAGACGUAAAAUUAGAAGCUAUAGACGAAGAGGAUUCUCUAAAUGAUGACCCUAAUAAAGUUGAAAAAGAUUCAGGUAAUAAUAAUAACUAAUUAGAAGAGUUUUCAUAUUCUUAAAUAGAUUAUUAAGAGCCUCCACAUUAUCCUUUAAGACAAGAUAGGCCCAAGUUUAAAUAUGUAAUUUGAUUUUAUUAAUAAUAAUAUAAAUAUAUUAAUUUAUUACCAUGUCGACUCCUUAAGUAAAUUUCUAUUCAUAUAAAGAUGGAUCAUCUUAUGUCACUUCUUAAUGAUAGCAACAGAGACUGUAAGGCGUUAACAGAAUAUUUUUUGGAUUUUUAAAUUAUAAAAGACUUUUAAGAAACUCAAGGAGCUUCAUUUUUCAACCGUCUCAUUUAGAAUAUUGCUUAUAAAGUAUUUGCACCUCAAGAAUAUGUUAUCGAAGCUGGAAAAUCAGUAAAUUCAUUGUACAUCUUCUUUUCAGGAAUGAUUAUUCGCAAUAGUUCGAAAAAAGAUAAAAACCAAAUUGAAAUCAUUGAAAAAUAAAUAUUAGGAGAAGAAUUCUUUUUAUCACGAUAAUAAUCCAAAUACAAUUACAUAACACAUAAAGAAAGUUUAAUCUGUUAUAUUCACUAAGACGACUUUUAUAAAUUUGCCAAAAAGAGAAAACUGAAGAAAUCAUUGAUUAAUAAUAUCUUGUCAUUUUCACAAUUUCAAGAUAUGUCACCUAAGUACAUAAGAUAAAUUAAAUUUUAGUUUUAUUGAGUAAAUUAUUCAGCGCAGUAAUACUUUAAAUUAUCUUAACAAAUAAAUCGUUUUCGAUAUAGGAGAUGAACCAUAAUCUUGGUUUAUCAUUUUAGAGGGAGAUUUUUAAGUAUAUUACAAGUAUAAAGAAUAAUAUAAACCAUUACUAAUACUAUCGAGAGGAAAUUAUUUUGGAGAACUGGAGAUUGUUAAAAAAUAAAGGAGGGCUUAAAGAAUAUCUUGCAUUUCAACCCACUCAGAAAUAUUGGAAAUACCAAAGGUGUAAUUUUUUUUUCUGCUCUAAAAAAAUUAAUCAUUUAAUUCAAUGAUAAAUGAAAACAUCAAUAACAGAGUGUAAAAGUACUCUUCAAUGAUUAUUCAAAAUAAAUAAAAUCUCGAAUUCUAAUUUAGUUCAUCUCCUUCUAAACCAAAAUUUGCCUUUCAUUCUCCUCAUGUUCGAAUAAGAUCUAAGAAUUUAAUUGAUAAUGAAGAUAUUAAAGAGUUAUACUAAUAAAGAAAAAAAGAACUAACAAAUUUAUUGAACUAUAGAAUAUAAUUAAUAGAAAAUGAAAGCAGCCAAUCCGUAGCUGAAAAAUUAAAUCAAAGAAAUCCAAGAUUAAGAUAAUUUUUAGAUAGGUUAAAUUAGGGAAGAUUAAAAGCUAACAUAAAAUAAAAAGAAUAAAGUGUAUUUUAAUUAGAUUUGUAAAAGUCCCAUCGUAAAAUUAAAACAGAAAUUGCUCUCUCUUCCAGAGAUACUCUAGGAGCUGUUAAAAGUACACUAUAUUCGCCUACGACAUCUUCAAGAGCAUAAACCAAUUAUUACACUCAGAGUCCUAAGAUUUAUAACCUAUUCUUUAAGCUAUAAGCCAAUACAAAAAACAUUUGUAUUUUAAAUCCAGAGAAUUUAGAGACCGAAAUCUGA
This is a messenger RNA of Paramecium octaurelia, 6967 nucleotides long. Lineage: Eukaryota; Ciliophora; Oligohymenophorea; Peniculida; Parameciidae. The record is from the annotation of a GenBank genome assembly.